AUGCGCGCGCGCGCCGCGCUCGGCGAGUCGCUCAGCGCGCACCUGGCGAGCGCGAGCGCGCGCGGGGACAUCGACGCCGAUCUCGCCAUCGCGCUCAACUCGGUCGCCAUCGCGUGCAAGCGCGUGCGCGCGCUCGUCGCGCGCGCGCCGAUCGCGGGGAACACCGGCGCCGCCGGCGGGUCGAACGCGAGCGGGGACGAGCAGAAGAAACUCGACGUCAUCGCGAACGACGUCUUCGUGGAGACGCUGCGCGCGUGCGGACGGGCGAGCGUGAUCGUGACGGAGGAGGAAGACACGCCGAUCGCGGUGGAACGAGCGAGUGGAUACAUCGUGACGUUCGAUCCGAUCGAUGGGUCGAGCAACAUCGACGCGUGCGUGACGACGGGGAGCAUCUUCGGGGUGUACGCGCCGGGCGCGUGCGAGAUUAAGGAUACGGAUAGCGCGGAGGAGACGCUGGCGAAUUGCUUGACGAAUUCGUUGCAGAGCGGCGAGGCGCUCGUGGCGGCGGGAUACUGCAUGUAUAGCUCGUCGUGCGUGUUCGUGCUGACGACGGGAGACGGCGUCGCGCAGUACGACUUUGACGAAAACGUCGGCGAGUUCGUGUGCUCGAAGGAACGCGUGACGAUUCCGGACGGGGAUAAGAUGCAACGCAUUUACUCGGGGAAUAACGGCAACGUCAACUUGUGGGCGCCCGAGCUCAAGGAUUACGUCGCGCAUCUACAAAAGGGUGGUAGCGACGGCGGCAAGCCGUGGACGUAUCGGUACAUCGGAGCGCUCAUCGGAGAUUUCCACCGCACUUUGCUCUAUGGCGGAAUUUGGCUAUACCCGCCAGAUACGUCGGCGCCGAACGGUAAGGCGCGGUUGCUGUAUGAAAUCGCGCCAAUCUCCAUGAUUGCCGAACAAGCCGGUGGCAUGUCGACGCGAGGCCCGAAGGCGAACGAAUCCGUGCUCGACGUCGUGCCGAAGCAUAUUCACGAAAAGAGCCCGAUGUUCGUCGGGUCGAAAUCCGCGGUGCAAGACUUGCAAGAGUUCUUGAAGAAGUAUUGAGACCCGUCUCGUGGC
Messenger RNA from Ostreococcus lucimarinus CCE9901, 1062 nucleotides. RefSeq lists its product with no specific name. The record is from RefSeq and is a predicted model, not a curated record. Gene Ontology annotation, biological process: fructose metabolic process; fructose 1,6-bisphosphate metabolic process; gluconeogenesis. Gene Ontology annotation, molecular function: fructose 1,6-bisphosphate 1-phosphatase activity. The coding region runs from base 1 to 1047 and encodes 348 amino acids. Gene Ontology annotation, cellular component: cytosol; cytoplasm. NCBI's taxonomy places the organism in Eukaryota, Viridiplantae, Chlorophyta, Mamiellophyceae, Mamiellales, Bathycoccaceae. The transcript has a single exon.